Molecule: messenger RNA, 462 nt
Organism: Porites lobata
Lineage: Eukaryota; Metazoa; Cnidaria; Anthozoa; Scleractinia; Poritidae
Source: the annotation of a GenBank genome assembly
AUGGCUGAACAUUACUGUAGUCAAACGCCGGAUCAGUUUUUAAAACUUGUUCAUCACAGCAGGUCUUGCAUCCUUGCUUUCUGUGUUUUACACUUUACAUUUUCCCUCGUGGCGACUCUUGGAAAUCUUUUAGUUAUCCGCGCUUUAAUAAAGGCCUCAAUGAUACCAGCCAACGUCAGGAAGAUGUUCGUAAGUCUGGCUUUCUCUGAUCUUGCAGUUGGAUUGUUGCCGCAGCUUAUGGACGCUAUUAUCUAUGCCGUCGUGUGGAAGAUGGCGUCAAGGCUAGACAACUUAGCCCUCCUUUGUCCAACGGUUUUAAACGUGCUUUCCUAUUUUGGUUAUCUUCUCGUCGCUGCAUCUUUCCAGAAUGUUAUUGUCAUUGCAGGCGACAGGCUUCUUGCUGUUUUGUUCCAUUUGCGAUAUCAGGAGCUUGUCACACCCAAACGUGUUACAACAGUGUUG